This is a messenger RNA of Phyllopteryx taeniolatus (common seadragon), 4147 nucleotides long. It is a transcript of the gene fndc7a, whose product is annotated as fibronectin type III domain containing 7a. Lineage: Eukaryota; Metazoa; Chordata; Actinopteri; Syngnathiformes; Syngnathidae. The record is from RefSeq and is a predicted model, not a curated record. Gene Ontology annotation, molecular function: protein binding. The coding region runs from base 410 to 2833 and encodes 807 amino acids. The transcript is spliced from 14 exons.
UUUGACAUUGUAUUGGUUAAAGAAACAAUCCCAUUGCUUUUAUUAUUUAAGUUAUAUCAGCCUGAACUACUGAUUCUAAAGGAUUUGGGCAGAUUAGAUUGACAACGCAACAUAUAGAGCGCGGCACUCGGAGUAACGCCGCAGCAAACCUGAUGGCUCGGCUGCCGCACGCCAGCCUGUCAUCCCGUCGGCCUGUCAGUGACUAGUUAGUAGCCGUCCGGGGUCUGGCGCACCAGCGUUGGGGUCCGUCCAACCUGCCACAGCCCUCACAACAGAGACACUUCAGGGAAAGAUAACUUUUUAGUAUGUGCGCUAGCUUGCGAGCUAUUCGGCUAACUGUCUGGCAAGCUAACAAGGCAGCAAGCUCGCCAGUCCGCCUCGCUUCGUUUUGAGUCGUGUGUCCUUCCACAUGACACAUCAAGGAAAGCUAUGCACAUCUGAAAAUGACGUCACUUUCUCUGUAUUUACGGUCACAUCCAAAAGUAUGACCGUGCGAUGGACGGGACAUUACGGCGCUACUUCCUACAAAAUCACGGCGACACCCAAAAACUCUCGGGAGCACUCGUUUCUCGCUCAGUUCAGCGGUGACUCUGUGAUGGGCUCGGUCAACUCUCUGUCACCAAACACUGUGUACACCGUGCAACUGGAGGCCAUGGAUGACGCUCUCAAUGUCCUGAGCAGUGCGGAAACUGAGGAGACAACAGCCCCUGAGGUGCCCAGGAUUGUUCAGGCCUACUCCAAGCACAGUGACAGCAUCACUGUGGAGUUCACAGAGGUUGCCGGGGCAACCGGCUACAGCCUGGGGGCAGUGUUGCAGAGCGGCAAUUUUGUCUCGGAAACCGCGGUCACCAGCUCCCCGGCCACCGUGGUUGGACUUAAGCCCUAUACGAACUACAGGCUGAGCGUCACGUCCAUCAACUCAGGGGGGCGGAGCCAACCCUCGUACCCAAUCAAGGCCAGAACAGUGGUGAUGGCCCCCAAGUUGAACCCCACCUCCCCUGAUGAUGACACCAUCCUGGUCACAUGGUCCCCCGUCGAGUACGCCAUCCUCUACACGCUCUGCAUCAUCCAGCAGGGCUCCAGCGCACGCCUCAAGGUCAACACUACUGACCACAACAUGACCUUCAGUGACCUUGAGGCAGGGACAACCUACUGCAUCAAAGGCGCAGCCCAGGACUCGGAAGGUCAUGCUGGUGACGACCUCACUGUGUGCCAGAUCACACGUCCUCCAACCCCAGAUUUGGUCCACGUCCAGGUGACUCAGGGUGGGUCCCUCAGCAUCGUUGUGUACUGGGUGCCAGUGCAAGGAGCUGAGGACUACGUGGCUUGGACCACCAAUGGCCAAAACUGUAAAAACACAGCCAGUAACCACUGUUACAUCAGUCCUGUGGGAUGUGGUCAGAAUGAAUCGGUCUCUGUCACUGCUUUCAACUCAGCUGGACCUAGCUUGCCCUCACCACCAGCUGACUACGUCACAUACCCCUGUUCCCCAGACGACAUCUGGGUGGAGGAAGCCCAAGCUGACAACUGCUCAGUCAUGUGGGAUGAGGUACCCCUGGCGGAGUUCUACAUGGCUUUUAUAAAGAGGGACGACGGUAGCGAGAAGUUGUGCAACACCACUGGAACCAGCUGCCACUUCCUCUGUGUGUGUGGUUACACCUACCUCACCAGCAUCUUCCCCUACAACCAGGCCGGCUCCAGUCCCUUUGUACAUGUGCAGAACUACACCACGAUUCCAUGCUGCCCAGAGGGUGUUUCUUUACAGUCAGUUUCAACAGAGACCCUGGAGAUCACAUGGUCACCGGUCAAAGGGUCAGAACUUUAUGAGACGACAGCAAAGCAGGUUGAUGAAGUCAUCCGCUGUAAUGACACUGCACCGGUGUGCGUGCUGUCAGAUUUGAGGUGCAACAGCGUUUACUCUGUGGUGGUCUCACCGUGUAGCGAGCUGCGAGGGUGCAACCGCACUUGCAAGCCCCACACCCACGAGACAGCUCCGUGUUCUCCAGAGAUUCUGAAUAUGACCCAGUUCAACGAGUCUUCAUACAGAGUCCAAUUUACCACCCCAAACGCCCAAAAUACAGAAUACGCCAUCACUGCCACCGGGCGCUAUGAUACACACACUUGCCACGGAAGAAACGCUUCCUGUGAUAUAACACGGUUGCCGUGUGGUUCAACAUACGAGGUCACAGCCGUGGCCACUACAAACGCAGGACGGAGUCUACCCGGAUACAGUAACAUUUUAGAAACAGGUCCUUGCUGUCCCACGUCUAUGAACGUGAGCCAGGUCACGCAGGCCAUGACCAAUGUGACCUGGUUCGUCGAAAGUGGAGCUCGCUCAUACAUUGUCACGCUGAGUUCGUCACACGGAUACGCCAAGUGCCACACUAUGGACAUCCAUUGCUUGAUGGGAUGUAUUAGCUGCAGUACGAACUACAGCGUCACCCUGGAAGCCAUCAGCAAUACUGGACACUCCUCCGAGUGCAAAUAUCACGGCUUCUCAUCAAGUGCCUGCUGCCCGACCAAUGUCAAACUGUAUCGCUGGGCCAACAACUCCCUAAGGGUGUACUGGCACUCCUCCUGGACUCCUCAGAUCCAGGAGCACACGGUGGAACUGUAUGGGACGGCUGCCAACUACACAUGCCUCGCGGCUGCCAACAGUAAAUUCUGCGACAUCCAGGAGGAAAGCUGUGGGGACGUCUACACGGUUGUGGCGGCGCCAGUUGGACCCAAUGGCAUCAAAGUCAACUUCUGUCAGCAGCGGACAUACUCAGUUCCUUGCCCAGGAUUGAACGGUGGCAUUGUGAUCUCUCGUGGAAGAAGAAGCAUAAAAUAAAGAGAGCCUCCGAACAACACCACAGCAUGGAGGAAGACUAUAAUUACAUCCAAAGUGUGUACAUGGAUGUCAUUUUAUACUUCUGUUUAGGAAUGAUCUAGUGCAUCACUGAUGUUUGCUAAAGAUAUGUAAUUGUGUAAUAUGUCUAUUUUAUGCAGCAUGAUUAAAAAAGCUAAAAUAAUACAAGAACAUAUUUUUCAUACAUUAUACUAGAAUAACAUCCAGUUGAGUGCAAGUUGAACAGUCCUAAUUUUGGAUCAGCACCAAAUUUUCCUGCUUCACUGUCACACAGAGAAAGAAAGGGAAAGAAAAUGUUGAAAAAUCUCUGUUAGCAUUAAUGCUAGUGCUAAAACGAAAUGAGACGUGUCCAGGCAUAUUAUAGACCAGCAGUCCUCAACCACCAGGCAAAGACUGAACAAAAAAAUAUUUUAUUUAUUAGCUUGGAGUACACCGUACUCUGGUGUUUGACAUGUACCACCGUAUACGUCAAACCAAGAAAAAAAACCUCAUUAAAAUACAGAUUUAUUGCGACGGGUGAUUCUCACACACCAAUCUCACUCUGUGUAUAUGUGGAGAAAGACUCGCAAACGAGGCAAUGAAGCCUCUAAACCGCAUGGUUGUUUGUUUAUAUGUGCCCUGCAAUUGGCUGGCGACCAGUUCAAGGUGUACCCCGCCUCUCGCCCAAAGGUAGCUGGGAUGGGCUCCAGCACAUCCGAGACCCUAGUGAGGAUAAGCGGAAUGGAAGAUGAAAGAAUGAAUGAAAGUUUAUGUAACCUGAAGAUGGAGGUGAUAUCAAUGCAGAAAUGGAAACUGCACAGUAAUCCCAUCCAUCCGUUUUCUAUAGUCCUUGUCCUCAUUAGGGUUGCGGGUAAACUGGAGCCAGCUAACAUUGGGCGAGAGGCAGGGGACACUCUGGCCUGGUUGCCGUUGUAUCGCAGGACACACAGAGACAACCAAUCAUUCACAUUCACACCUAUGUGCAAUUUAGAGUCUUCCAUGAACCUAAUAUGGACGUUUUUGAAAUGUGGAAGGAAGCCGGUGUACUUCGAGAAAAUCCAUGCAAGCAAGAGGAGAAUAUGAAAUCUCCACACAGUACAAGAUUUGAACCUUAAACAGGCGUAGUGACCACUACGACACUGUGCUGCCUCAGCAAUAUUCCGUAAAAAUCCCAAACCAGAGAGAUAUGUCCUUAGGUAGUUUGUAAAUCCCAACUCCCCUCCCCCAAGCAGGUGGGUGUAAACAUUAAACAGGGUCAACUAAUGAAGUGGGUCGGGGGGCCCGGAGUCAUCAGGCCUAUGGAUGAUCCGUGUGAUU